CAAAGAUUCCGUCGAAACGGUCCUGUGAUUGGUGAUCCGCUCGUUCCGCUUCCGCAUAUUCCGCUCCAUGGGACCGUACCCUAAGACGAUUUUAGGGACAUUCAGAGCACGUUAAAGAUGAUGUGGUUGGUUGACGCAAAUUACGUUUACACCGUAUGUAAAGCCACUCUGAGGGUGCAGUCCCAUAGAGCGUAUUACGCCUAAGCGGAACGAGCGUAUCACAAAUUACGGGACCGUUUCGACGGAAUUUUUGAAAGAGUUCUAUCAGAAUAAUCUCGUGUUGGUGUUCCGCUCGUUCUGCUUAUGCGUAAUACGUUCCAUGGGACUGCACCCUGAGGCUGAUGUCCCCUGGAGCGGAUUAUGCGGAGCGGAAUGAGGGUGCAGUCCCAUGGAGCGGAUUAUGCGGAAGCGGAACGAGCGGAUCACCAAUCACGGGAUUAUUCUGAUAGAACUCUUUUAAAGAUUCCGUCGAAACGGUCCUGUGAUCUCGUUCGCACAUGUGUACAAGUGCAAAAUCCACCUUUUGCACUUAUGCGCAUGCACGAGACCAUCUUUUGCACUUGUACGCAUGCGUGAACGAGAGAGAAAGGUAUUACCCAAAGCAUGCUAGCCUUUUCCCUCUGAAUCUUACCCCUACUCCCACAAUGCUCAGUCUAGAUAUAUUAUAGGCGAGUUUUUUAAUUUAUCGAUCAAUUGCAUUAUGCACAGAUGCUUUUCUCUGUAAAAACUUUUUUUGCGCAUCGUGCGAUUGAGUAAUCGAUGAGUUAAAAAACUCACCUUAUGUCUAUGGACGCGACAGACUCUUAUUGGGUGCGUUCCACUUAAAGCUUGCAACGACCGUGGAAUCAUUUUAUCCUUGUUGUUUAUCAAAUAUUAAACAAAGAUAAAUGACGCUCGCAAGCGUUGCGAGCGUUAAGUGGAACGCACCCAUUGUAGAUCCGCCCUAAUCCGCUUCAUAGGACCGCAACCCGAGUGGUUGCGCUGCUGGUUGCAAUGGCCGCAUUCAGCAAACUCAGCAGCUAAGUAGCAAUCGAACAUGAUUGGUUCUGACUUAUAGAACCAACAAAUCAACGGCAUUAUUCAACGGAAAAUCUAGUAAUGUUGCUCAACUACUGAGUCUGCUGAAUGCGGCCAAUGAGUCUUUAUUGCGAUUAGUUUUUGCUCUAGUUCUAUUAAAUAACUAAGACCAAGAACCAAUUGAAUUAAAAAAUCACUGCGCGGCAAACUGUAGAUGCAGACCAAUUGAGACAAAGGUUAAUAUGCGAUGUUCGAAGAUGUGGAUUUUUUAUUGUAUCUGCGCAUUUUACGUAAUGCUCACCAAUGGUACAUAUUACGUAUGUCCAUUAAAUGAUAUUUACGCAAGAAAAGGUAAUAAUUGCAUGUUGAAAAAUGCGCAGUUAAGAACAAAGGCAUGCAUAAUGGCUGUUAACGCAAAUAUCGAGCAUCUUUCUAAAAUUAAAAAAAUUUAAACCAUAAUAUUCCUCGAGUAAAAUUACAAUCUAUAAAUCUUUGCAAGUAUAAAACACUUAGCCGACAAAAGCCUCGAAUAAUUAAAUCUGAGGUACUUAAAAAAGGCCAAAAAUAAAAAUAAAAAAUAAAAGUAAAACUAAUCAGCAGGCGCAAGAAAAACUAAAGACUACAUCUGAAGAAUACAAUCUCUCUGAUAUGAUUCUUACAAAUGAUUUUUCAAAUGCUAUACUACAAAUAGACACUGUGAAUAAUGAUAGCUCGUCCACUGAUUUAUGUUUGAAUAUUCAAACAAGAAUAUUGGAAAAAUCUAAUACUCGAGAAACAUUAGAUACAUUGGUUGAGAGAUCAAAAACCAACACUGAUGAAGACAAUUAUAAGAUUCUUACAAAUGACUUUUCAAAUGCCGCAUUACAAACAGACACUGUAAAUAAUGAUAUCUGGUCCACUGAUUUAUGUUUUGAAAAUAUUGAAACAAGAGUAUUGGAAAGAUCUGAUAAUCAAGAAACAUUAAACAUGUCGGUUGAGAAAUCAAGAACCAAUACUGAUGAAGAUAAUUAUAUGAUUCUUACAAAUGACUUCUCAAAAAGUACACUACAAAUAGGCAUAAUGAAAAACAAUAGCUCGUCCACUGAUUUAUGUGUUGAAGAUAUUGAAGCAAUAAUAUUGGAGAAAUCUGAUACUCAAGAAACAUUAAAUAUGUUGGUUGAGAAAUCAAGAAAAAAUACUGAUGAAGAUAAUUAUAUGAUUCUUACAAAUGACUUCUCAAAAAGCACACUACAAAUAGGCACUAUGAAAAACAAUAGCUCGUCCACUGAUUUAUGUGUUGAAGAUACUGAAACAAUAAUAUUGGAAAAAUCUGAUACUCAAGAAACAUUAAAUAUGUUGGUUGAGAAAUCAAGAAAAAAUACUGAUGGAGAUAAUUCUUCUGAAUAUAUUCCUUCGUCUACAAGCGAGUCAUCAAUUUACUCAGAUACAGAAAAUGAUAAUACAAAGAAUAAUAGGAAAAAUGUCUCUGUAAAUAAAACUAAUACGUCUAGUGGUUUAGACAUAUCUAAUCUACAUUUGUCAGGAACAAAAAUGUGUGAUGAUGCUGAAAUGUAUGUCACAGAAUCGUCAGGAAAACAAACACAUUCCAAAAAAAAUUGUUGUUAUUACUGCAAAAAGCUACAAAGUAAGAUAGCACGUCACUUAGAAACUGUGCAUUCUAAUGAAAAAGAAGUUAAGAAAUUUAGUGUAUUACCUAAAGGAAACUACGAAAGAAAGAAAAUAAUAGAAACUCUUCGACGAAAUGGCAAUUUUCAGUUUAAUACUAAAAAAGAGAUAAACAAUGGAGAACUUAUCGUAUGUAGGCGACCAAACAAAGAAUGGCAUAGAACGGCUACUGAUUUUUUACCUUGUGGUAAGUGCAAAGGAUUUUUUUCAAAAACAUCUCUUCGACAUCAUUUUCGUCGUUGCACUGGACGUAAUAGCAAACAUAAUAAAUCAAUAACUGUAUUGGGUCGUACUAUUGUUGGAAGAACUCACGAACUAGCUAAUAAAAUUCUUAGAACAAUUGUCUUUCCCGUAUUACGAGACGACGAUGUGACUCGUGUAAUAAGGUACGAUCGGUUAAUAAUUCUAUAUGGAAAUAAACUUUGUUUGAAAUAUAGAUUGCAACACCAACACGACAUGAUAAGAUCUCGAUUACGGUUAUUAGGACGUUAUCUCAUAGCACUAAAAACAAAAGAUAAAAAUAUAACUGAUUUUGCCUCAUUAUAUGAUCCGAAAUUUUAUGAUGUCGCAAUUGCUGCUGUUAAUUCUGUUGCGGGUUUUGAUGAAUAUAAAAAUGUUUACAAAGUACCAUCUGUAGCAUUUAAUCUUGGGACGUAUAUAAAACAUGUCGGAGAAAUUCUUAUUAAUGAAUGUAUAAAAAAUCAUGAUCCUAUGAAAAUGGAACUGGCCGAAAAUUUCUUAAAACUAUUGAAACAAGACUAUGGAACAAGUGUUAAUAGAACAGUAUUAGAAACACAGAUGCAACAAAAACGACAAAAGAAGAUUAUACUUCCAUCGACAGAGGAUAUUAGAAAACUGGAUAAUUAUUUAACAGAAAAACGACAAGAAGCUUAUAACAAUUUGACGAAAGAAUAUUCAUAUAAAGAGUGGCUAUCUUUGCUGGAAACAACUCUCAUAUCGGUGCAAUUGUUUAAUCGUCGACGAGCUGGAGAGACUGAAAGAAUACAAAUAUCAGAAUUUCAAAAUUAUCACAGUAUUGAUGAAGAAACGAAUAAAGAUAUGUAUAAAUCAUUAUCAAUGGAAGCACGAAGAUUAGCAAAGAAAUAUGUCCGUUUUGUAAUACGUGGUAAACUUGGUCGUACUGUUCCUGUUUUAAUUCAUUCCGAACUACUAAAAUGCAUUAAUCUUAUAUUGGAUUACCGUUCACAUGCAAAAGUACCUCGUGAAAAUCCAUAUCUCUUUGGAAUACCAAGUUACGAUAAGAAGAGAUAUAAAUAUUUAAGGGCUUGCAAUUUAAUGCGGUCUUUUUCAGUAGCAUGCGGAGCAACCAUGUCACAUACAUUACGUGGAACACAAUUGAGAAAACACAUAGCAACUAAAUGUAUUUCUCUAAAUUUAUUAGAGUAUCAGGUGAAUGAUUUAUCAAAUCAUUUGGGACAUUCAGAUAAAAUACACAAAGAGCAUUACAGAUUACCUAUUGCUAGUCGAGACAUUUUACAAGUAUCAAAACUUUUGGAAUAUGCGCAAGGUGAAGAAAAAAAUAACAAUGAGGACGAAAGUACUGAUGACGAUGAUGAAUCUGAUGUAUUGCUCAAAAGAGAUUCAUGUAAUGAUGAAAACCGAUCAUUCUCUUCUGAUGAAUAUCAGAUGAACAUACCAUUAUCCAGUAAAAAUCAAAAUUUAUUUAAGGAUUGUGAAGAUAAUCUAAAAGAAAAACACUGCAAGAGUGUAGGCAGACAUUCAACAAAGGAUAAACCUAUAAAAAUAAAACGCCGUUCGACAUCUCCCUAUGGUCCUACAAAACGAAUUCGUUGGAAUGAAGAGGAAAAAAAUGCUGUUACAUCUGCAUUUGGAACAUAUAUUGACUCUACGAAAUUGCCUUCUUUGCAAGAGAUUAACAAGGUUAUAGAAAACUCUCCAUGUUUAAAAAGUCGUACAGCACCGCAAAUAAAAACAUGGCUGCAUAAUCAACGAAAAUCUCGAAUGCAAAAUAAAUAAGUUUAGUUGAGAUGUUUAUCUAAUGAGAUUAAUAAUUAUCCGUAUACUUUUAUUAUUUUUAUAAAUAGUACCUGUUACAACGCAAUUUAAUGCAAAUUUAAUGUUUAUUUUUAUCGCAAAUUAGUCUUGCGAUUUUUGGUUUAUAAGUACCUAAUAUAACUUUUAAAGCAUGUCAUUAAUAUGUCAAAUAAUUUUGUCUUCACAAAGAUAUCUUUUAUAUUGUGAUGUAAUUUAUACAGGCUUUUAUUUUCUUUUGUAAUGAUUAUAAUUUAAAAAAAAAUAUAUAUUUUUCAAGUACUUAUUUCGUAUAAUAUUUAAAAACAAACUAAUGUUAUUAACGAUAAAAAUGUUUUUAUAAAAGAUAUCUCGUGAUUUAAUUCAGAGAUUUAGGAUGUAUUUCACACGUGCGUAUGAUGCAUGAUGCAUCACGUGUAUAAUGUAUGAAAUGGGACGCAUCUCUACAUUUAUGAUUGUAAAUGGUACGGUUAUUCUUACAGUUUUUCAUACAUAAUUCUUAUAACUUUAAAAACAGGCAGUUAUUAACGAUAUGUCAAAUAUUUUUGUUUUUAUGAAAAAUAUGCUACAUUGUGAUGUAAUUUGGAAACUUAUAAUUAUAUUUAUUUUAUAAGCGAUAAAAGAGACUGUUUAUAACGAGACUGUUUAUAAUUUUGAAAUAAAGAUUUCAAAAUUUCUAAUUAUGUUAAGGAAAUAUAAAGAAAAAACUGCCAAAAAAAUUAUUUUUUAUUAAAUAAGAUAACUACAUUAAUAGCGCUAAAAUUUUGUAAUAUAUUGUGCGUGUGAUUGGUGCAGAUAUUUUAACUUUGCAGGAUUUUAAAGUUUUUGUCUUUUGCACUUAAAAAAAAAAA
This is a messenger RNA of Monomorium pharaonis (pharaoh ant), 5546 nucleotides long. RefSeq lists its product as uncharacterized. The transcript is spliced from 12 exons. NCBI's taxonomy places the organism in Eukaryota, Metazoa, Arthropoda, Insecta, Hymenoptera, Formicidae. The coding region runs from base 1666 to 4680 and encodes 1004 amino acids. The record is from RefSeq and is a predicted model, not a curated record.